Messenger RNA from Lactuca saligna, 633 nucleotides. The record is from the annotation of a GenBank genome assembly. Lineage: Eukaryota; Viridiplantae; Streptophyta; Magnoliopsida; Asterales; Asteraceae.
AUGGCGGAAACCAAUAGAUAUGAAGGCACCGUUAAGUGGUUCAGUGGACAAAAAGGUUUUGGAUUUAUUGCUCCGGCCGAUGACAGUGGUGAAGAUCUCUUUGUCCACCAGUCUGAGAUAAAGAUGGAAGGAUUUCGGUUUCUUAGAGAUGGACAAAGGGUAGAAUUUUCUGUGGAUUCCGGUGGAGAUGGGAGGAAGAAGGCGGUGGACGUGAUGGGUCUUGCUAGGACUAGACCCUAUUCACCAGGGUUGAGGCGUGGGGGUCGUGGGAGAAGGGGUGGUUAUGGAGGUAACAGAGGAGGAUUUGGUAGUGGAGGAGAUAGUGUGAGAGGUGGUGGGAGGUUUGGACGCGGCAGCAGUGGUGGUGAUGAUGAAGGAAGAGAUGGUGGUCCGGAGUGUUAUAAUUGUGGACGUGUUGGUCAUUUUGCAAGGAACUGUUACCAGGGAGGCGAUCGUGGCAAUGGUAAUGAAGACUAUGAUAAUGAUCAAGGUGGUGCUGGUGGUGGCCGUGGCCGUGGCCAUGGCGGUGGCGGUGGCGGUGGCGGUGGCGGUCGUGGUGGCCGGAGCAAAGCAUGUUACCAUUGUGGAGAAGAAGGACAUUUUGCAAGAGAAUGCCCGAAUGACCAAGAUUGA